GACGCCGAAUUAGUUCAGCAAAAACCAAACAAGAAAAUAAUAACCUGUGUCUGAGCUGGGCCUCUGAGAACAUCGCCUGAAUCGAACGACUGAAGUUAGCGAGUGGAGCAAAAAUGUCGUUCACACUGCGGAGCGUGAAGGUCCCACCGAACUCGGUCUCCCUCGAUGAAGCGAGACACCGAGUGUUCGAUUUCUUCAGGGCCGCCUGUAGAUCCAUCCCUACAAUCAUGGACAUCUACAACCUCCAAGACGUCGUCGCCCCUUCUCACCUCCGCUCCGUCGUCGCCGCCGAGAUCCGCAAGCACGCCUCCGUCACCAACCCCAAGGUCAUUGAUAUGCUGCUCUUCAAGGCAAUGGAAGAGUUGAAUAACAUCACUGAGCAUGCAAAGCAGCGACACCACAUCAUUGGCCAGUAUGUUGUGGGUAGCGAAGGACUCAUGCAAGAUACAGGGAUGAAGGACCAGGGUGCCUCGAAUUUUCUCAAAGAUUUCUACAAGACCAAUUAUUUUUGAACAUUCGACAUUCCAUGAAUGCGCGUUCUCAUGUGAAUUUGCUUUUGGGUGGGACUUCCUAAAUAAAGAUGUGCUUGACAAUGGUUUUGUAUCUCUGUUGAGUUGGAAAGUAGAUUGCUAAUCUUGCAACAGAAUUUCUGUUAUGAAGUAACUAUUGUUUUAAAAUCAAGAACUAGGGCAGCAAUCUCAACAGUUGAGCUGUCUAGCUUAUUA
Fragaria vesca subsp. vesca is the source of this 725-nucleotide messenger RNA. RefSeq names its product NADH dehydrogenase [ubiquinone] 1 alpha subcomplex subunit 6-like. NCBI's taxonomy places the organism in Eukaryota, Viridiplantae, Streptophyta, Magnoliopsida, Rosales, Rosaceae. The transcript is spliced from 2 exons. Bases 114 to 512 code for a protein of 132 amino acids. The record is from RefSeq and is a predicted model, not a curated record. Gene Ontology annotation, biological process: response to oxidative stress.